AUGAAGUGGCUCAACCUCCUCCCCAUAGCCUUAGGGCUAGCCCACGCAAGCAUCAUCUCCUUCUCCCCCCCAACCAACCCGGACAUCAUCUACAGCCUCACCAUCCCGAACACCACGACGCUCUCCACCCCAGGCCCGAUCUACAUCCAAAUCACGGCCCCAACCUCCAUCCAAUGGGUCGGCCUAGGCCAAGGCGCCCAAAUGACCGGCGCGAACAUGUUCCUCCUAUACACUUCCUCGUCAACCAAAAUCACACUCUCCCCGCGCUCCGGCCUCGGCCACUUCGAACCCCAAUACACAAGCAACACCCAAAUCACCAUGCUCCCAGGCACCGGCAUCUCCACCAUCAACUCCACCACCGCCGCCCUCACCAACAGCAGCUCCCCCUCCGACAACACCAGAACAACCAUGACAGCCAACUUCCGCUGCGACAACUGUCUCACCUGGCAAGACGGCACCGGUACCAUGAACCCCAAGGACACCAACUUCCCCUUCAUCUGGGCCUACCGCGCCGGCGUACCCAUCAACUCCGCCUCCAUGGACGCCGACAUCUCCAUCCACGACGACAUGGGCGGUAUCCAAGUCGAUCUCACUCGGGCCGGUAUGCCCCCUCAACCCAACAACACCACAUCCCCAGAUAGUAGCAGCAGCAGUAGUAGCAACACCACAAACCCCUUCGCCAACUACAACCCCCUCACUGACUCCAUCCCCGCCCAAUCCACAACCAACCCAUCCACAACUUCCUCCCCGCUCCCCAACCUCACCAAAAUGACCCAUAUCCUCAUCACCCACGCAACCCUCAUGGGCCUCUCCUUCGUGCUCUUCUACCCGCUCUCGGCCCUGCUCAUGCCCCUGCCUAUCUCCCUCCCCAUCUCCAAAUUCAGACUGCAUAUGCCUCUCCAGUUCUUCACUAUGCUCAUGACCCUUGCGGGCUUCGGAUGCGGGAUCUACCUUGCCUAUGAGACGGGGCAGUUGCGCACGGCGCACCCGAUCCUGGGCAUUAUUGUCGUCGGGGUGCUGGUGCUGUUUCAGCCCGCCAUGGGCUGGUUGCAGCAUUUUGGGUAUGUGAGGACGGGGGGUAGGACGGUGUGGGGGCUUUGUCAUCGGUGGCUUGGUAGGGGGGUUAUUGUGGUGGGGGGUGGUUAA
Molecule: messenger RNA, 1146 nt
Organism: Aspergillus luchuensis
Lineage: Eukaryota; Fungi; Ascomycota; Eurotiomycetes; Eurotiales; Aspergillaceae
Product: cytochrome and DOMON domain-containing protein
Exons: 2
Coding region: 1-1146 (381 amino acids)
Source: RefSeq, a predicted model, not a curated record